Trichomonas vaginalis G3 is the source of this 696-nucleotide messenger RNA. RefSeq lists its product as uncharacterized. Bases 1 to 696 code for a protein of 231 amino acids. The record is from RefSeq and is a predicted model, not a curated record. The transcript has a single exon. NCBI's taxonomy places the organism in Eukaryota, Parabasalia, Trichomonadida, Trichomonadidae.
AUGUUGAUAACAGCAGUUCAUCUUGUAAUGUCAAUUUUAUGUAAGCAUGACGAAAUGGGAAUUAAAAACAAUUUCCAAACAGAAGAGAGAGGUGAAAUCAAUGUGAAGUUCAAAUUCAUUGCAAACGAGAUAAUGCUUGAGCAGAUGUUAAGAGCUCUUUCGGUGUUCAUUGUUGAGUUUAAUAGGAAUCAAAAUUUAAAUUUCUCUCACUUAACAACAAUGACUGAAGAGCAUCUUUUCGGUUUGCUGCGCGUUAUGAGUCAUUUUAAAUAUGAUUUAGAUACGGCUAUGACGACAUUGGCUCAAACAAAUGAAGUUCUUCGGAUAAAUUUCCAAUAUGAAAUGGAAUGGAGAACACCAGGUCGUGAUUAUCAAACAGGAAUUACAUUUAAUCCAGAUAAAUGUACUGUAAACAUUCCUAUCGACAUUUCUCCAUUUGUAACAGCUAACUCCCUUUUUCUUGCUGCUAACUGGGACAUUCCUGAUGCUGAUGGAAUAGAAGUAUUCAAGAAGUUUGUGAGUGAAGUUGUUAAAGUCCAUUCACCUAUCCAUAUUUCUGCUUACAUCUGCAGUCCACUCUCAGGAGUCAAUAUUACUUCUAGAUACAAAGUGGAUAUAAAAGGCGAUGACUCUGAAGAGAGUAUACCUAUUGUUCAUCAAACUCCUCAAAUCUUUGUCAUGAAUCAAACCUCAUGA